GUCAUCUUAACAGACACAGAGGAACGACUAAUUCGCGGCGUCGAUUUUCUGAAUCGUAGCGAGAAUUUACGCCUCCCGCUGACGCGCUUUCCUCGCGAUCGCGUCUCUCCACGAACGGUCGUAACAUUUUCUGGUCCUUCGAGCCGGAUCACGUGUCGAGUGAAAGUGCACACCAGUGACACCCACUAUCAUACAGCGCCACGUGAAUCCGAUAUAAACAACAACGGACGCGUUACCACUCCAGCGAAGUAAGUAACGCCAAGGGCAGUCAUUUUGAAGAGGCAUAACUCGGUGGUUGAAGAACGCAACCACGCAUCCUCACGUCAACAAACAAAGGGUCAACUUCUGCAAGGAAACGUCUUAGACGCCAGUCGAGACACACACCGUGACGAGCGACAUCCGAAUACACAACCACAGGUAAGCUCGUUCAUUACAUUGUCAUACGAUCCGCUACCAAUGGAAGGCACAGAUAAAAUUACCUCCUUGCGUCGUAAACGAGGCUUCCAAAUCAGUCGAUUUAUGACCCUAUCAAAACAACUCGACGAGUACGAACAAUCUAACAGACGGAACAAGGCCUCUGUGACGGCGUAUAAGUCAUUGCUCGACGACACGUGGAAACAGUAUAGAGCAUUGCAAGAUGAAUUAGAAGAUUUAGGCGAGCGGGCCGACUCGCGCGUGUCCGAUAUAACCAAUAUCUAUUACUAUCUGGUAGUUCGAUUACACAUUCUAAUGGAUAACGCACCAGCAUCAUCGUCGUCGAAAUCGCCAAGCAGCGAUUCGCCCAAUGUCGCCGAGCCGACAGCAAUCAAAUUGCCAGAAAUUCAACUAUCUACUUUCGACGGUGCCAUCGAGAAUUGGCAUUCAUUCUAUGACGCUUUCUCGUCCAUGAUAGAUCGAAGCGAUCGACUCACUGCCACACAAAAAUUCUACUACCUUCGAUCUUCUUUAACCGGAAAGGCCGCGCGAAGCAUCCGAUCGUUGAACGUUACGGAAAUUAAUUAUCCCAUCGCGAUUGAUAUUCUGAAGAAGAAAUUCGACUGCCACCGUCAAGUCUGCAUGCACCAUUGGGACUUGAUAUUCGAAUAUCCAAAAAUAAACAAGGAGACACCCGAGGCAAUCGACGAUUUUCUGGAGACGGUCAAGGCAAAUCUCCAAGCCUUGGAGAAGCUAGGUGAGCCGAUAACGUCAAAUGUUGUCCUUAUCAAAUUGCUUACUUCAAAGUUACCGUCCGCCAUCAUUCGUAAAUGGCAACGAACACUACCGGAUAAAAAGAUGCCGUCCUAUACACAUCUGGUAGAGUUCCUCAAAACACGGACGAACAGCGACAGAACAAGCCCAACGACCACGACAAAAAAAGCUUCCGACAAACACAAUCGACAGCAACAACACGCGCCGCGCAGCAUCACCUUCGCCACUACACAUAGGCCGACGGCGUGUCCAAGUUGCAAGGGACAACAUAAAAUAUGGUAUUGCAAAGUCUUCAAGGCGACGUCAGUCAAAAAUCGCCUUGAAAUCGUCAAAAGGGCUUCCCUCUGCACCAAUUGUCUAGGCCAAGGACACACUAUUGCCCAGUGCUCUGCCGGCUCAUGUUGCAUAUGCAGACAGCGACAUCACACAUACUUGCAUCAACACCAACGUCACGGCAAGUCACGGUCUUCGAGCGGACGCUCUUCACCUAGCUCACCGACUCCUCGUUCGUCACAUCGUUCGAGACGCGCGUCCACAUCGCCAUGGUCGUCUUCCAAGUCGUUUACACCGGUCGUCUUCCAGGUCGUCUCACCCGGUCGUCACCCCGAACGUCACUAAAACACGAACCUCGCCCAACACGUACACAUACAACCGGAUCAAAGUCAUCGUCUAGAAAGAAAGGAAGUGACUAUCUCAGACGACUUUAAUUGGGACCGAAUCACAGAGGACCGAAUUACUGACCUCGGUUCCCUCUAAACCAUUACAACAUGAUCUCUUAGUCACGGCGCAGGUCAACAUACAAAACAAUAAGAGACAACCAUUCCGUUGUAGAGCCCUGCUAGACACCGGCUCUAGCAUGAAUUUCAUUACCGAAGAACUCGCUCAUGCAUUAAAACUCAACCAACGGAAAUGUUCGGUCCCAAUCGGAACUCUCGACGCGUUAUCGACGACCUCGAAACGCUACGUCACGGCCACGAUCACUUCAAUUGACGGCGCAUACGAACGCACA
This is a messenger RNA of Bombus pyrosoma, 2197 nucleotides long. RefSeq lists its product as uncharacterized. The coding region runs from base 457 to 1806 and encodes 449 amino acids. Lineage: Eukaryota; Metazoa; Arthropoda; Insecta; Hymenoptera; Apidae. The transcript has a single exon. The record is from RefSeq and is a predicted model, not a curated record.